CUACUCGUCAAAAGAAAAAUGCCGCUGCCAAAAAGAAACGUAAUGAUAAAGGUAUUUUGAUAAUAAUUAAUGGUGUUAAGAUCAUCAUAUAAUUUUCGUCAAAUGUGUUGGUUUCUUGCGUUGACAAUAGAAUUCGCGUAUUUUCUUUUAAAAAUCAAAUAAUCUACAUAAAAUGUUCGAAAUGAACACAGCGGAGCCCAUGCAAGUGGACGUUCCUUUAGAAGAUAAUGAAAACAAUGAAACCGAAUGCUAUGUCGUUGAGAAUCCUACUUUAGAUCUAGAGACAUAUGCAGCCUCUUAUACUGGCUUUGCCAAGUUGUACAGAUUAAUGUUUGUAGCAGAUCAUUGCCCUCCUCUAAGAUUGGAAGCUCUUAAAAUGGCCAUAUCACAUGUUAUGACUACAUACAAUGUAAGCUUGUACCAAACUCUACAUAAAAAGCUUGCUGAAGCUGUGGCAUCUGCAGGUCUACCUGAUGUUGCUGUCCAAAUGGGAUCACAGGAUAUCCCUGUAAUUGACACAAUGUGGGUUGAAUCUAAAACUAAAAAAGCAGCUAUUAAGCUGGAAAAGUUGGACACUGACCUCAAAAAUUACAAAACAAAUUCAAUAAAAGAGAGCAUUCGGAGAGGACAUGAUGACUUAGGAGAUCAUUAUCUGGAUUGUGGUGAUCUUACUAGUGCUUUAAAGUGCUAUUCAAGGGCAAGGGAUUAUUGUACUAGUGGGAAACACAUUAUAAUGAUGUGCCUCAAUGUAGUUAAGGUCUCAGUGUACUUGCAAAAUUGGGCUCAUGUCCUUAACUAUGUCUCCAAGGCAGAAGGCACACCAGACUUUAAUGAAGUGCCAGGAAAAGAUACUAACCAGUCUAUUCUAACUCGUUUAAAAUGUGCUGCCGGCCUUGCUGAACUAGCUACAAAAAAGUAUAAAUCUGCUGCUAAGCACUUUCUAGCAGCCAGUAUUGACCAUUGUGAUUAUUCAGAGCUAUUGAGCAGCAAUAAUGUUGCUGUCUAUGGAGGACUGUGUGCUCUCGCAACUUUUGAUCGAUCCGAGUUGCAAAAGCAAGUCAUAGUUAGCAGUUCUUUUAAAUUAUUCUUAGAACUAGAACCGCAGUUACGUGACAUAAUUUUUAAAUUUUAUGAAUCUAAAUAUGCAUCCUGCCUAAGGCUACUGGAUGAAAUAAGAGACAAUCUUCUAUUAGACAUGUAUUUAGCUCCACACUUAAAUUCUCUUUACAUGCAAAUACGUAACAGAGCAUUGAUUCAGUACUUCAGUCCAUACCUAUCAGCAGAUAUGCGCCUAAUGGCUGCUGCUUUCAACCGCACUGUCAAUGCUUUAGAGGAUGAACUGAUGCAAUUAAUACUCGAUGGACAAAUACAAGCUCGUAUAGAUUCUCAUAAUAAAAUUCUGUAUGCUAAAGAUGUAGAUCAAAGGAGCACUACUUUUGAAAGAAGUCUCUCCAUGGGAAAAGAGUAUCAGCGACGGACAUCUAUGCUUAUCCUACGUGCUGCUAUGCUCAAAAAUCAAAUUCAUGUUAAGAACAUUGGUCGCGACACUGGGCCUCAAAUUGGCGAAGCACCUGGCUCUAGCACCAGUCUCACUCCCCGUACCUUCGACACAGUACCUUUGUGAUGAAUUUAUUGUAUAAGAUAGUCAACACCAUAUGACUUUUACAUGACAAUUUAAAUUACACUGCCACAGCUUGUACAAAAUUAAAUUCACAAUCCAAUCAAAUAGCCACUAUUUUUUUUUAAUAAAUUUAAAUUUCGAGUAAUAUUAUGUAAAAAUAAUAAUAAAUUGUCAUGUGAAAAUUAAAAAACACCUGUCUAUGAUUAACACGUUUUAUUUUUCAUUUUUCUGGUAUGCGAGAAAUACCCGAGUGGGUGUAGCAAUCAAUAAUAUCAUAACAGUCCUAAAAAAAUGUUAAUCAACAAUCACAAAUAAGAAAGGCUGGUGCAUUACUUCUUAACAUUGUUUAUACUGAAUUAUUCUAUGUAACCAUAAAAUAUGUCUACGUAAUUUUUAAUUAAAAAGUAAAGGCAUA
Messenger RNA from Achroia grisella, 2036 nucleotides. RefSeq names its product COP9 signalosome complex subunit 1 (gene CSN1b). Bases 173 to 1624 code for a protein of 483 amino acids. NCBI's taxonomy places the organism in Eukaryota, Metazoa, Arthropoda, Insecta, Lepidoptera, Pyralidae. Gene Ontology annotation, cellular component: COP9 signalosome. The transcript is spliced from 4 exons. The record is from RefSeq and is a predicted model, not a curated record.